Molecule: messenger RNA, 4002 nt
Organism: Aureobasidium melanogenum CBS 110374
Lineage: Eukaryota; Fungi; Ascomycota; Dothideomycetes; Dothideales; Saccotheciaceae
Product: WD40 repeat-like protein
Exons: 3
Coding region: 1-4002 (1333 amino acids)
Biological process (GO): vacuolar acidification
Cellular component (GO): RAVE complex
Molecular function (GO): protein binding
Source: RefSeq, a predicted model, not a curated record
AUGCAAGCGAUCCUCCCUGGCCGACCACAAGCUCAACUGCAGGCGGUAUCGACAGGGGCUUUUGAAGGGCAGACGGUCAUUUGCUACAUCUCGGGCAGCGCUCUCAUCAUCUGCAAUGGGCCCGACUCGCUCCUGCAGACCAUCUACCAUGACGACCUCGUUCCCACGUCUGCGCUUGUCGCCGUCGCCUACGAUGACCGAAGCGCAAAGAUCGCGACAGCCUCGAACAACAAUGUCUACAUCUACGUCUUGCGCGAGGAGAUCAAGGGCCAGUUGCGCUGGUUUCUUGACAUGACCUUCUCCUUGGCCUCUAGCGGCAUCCGCAGCCUCUCAUGGGGCACCGACGAUGAGCUGCUCGUCGCGUCCGACAAGAUGCUUCUGCUGUCGACCCAGGACCAAUCCAUCCGCUGGACUCGUUCUCUGCCGUCGCCCGUGUCGCAUGCCACCUUCUCGCCUUCGGCCGCCCUCCUCGCGACCACGUCGCAAUACGAUCGACUCGUCAAGGUCUGGCGCCGUCUCUCAUUCGAAUCCGCCAUCUUCGACUACGCAUACCUCUCCCACCCAGACAUUGUCACCCACGUCGAAUGGAGGAAGGACUCGGCCGACGAAGACGUCCUCUACACCAUCUGUCUGGACGGUCGAUUACGAGUCUGGAAGACGGGCCUACCCCACCACACCGACGUCCUUGGCCUCUACGCAGACCUCGAUCUGACCAAGGCAGUCCGUCCUCUUGUACCCUCCAACCGUCGCUAUGCCUUCCUCGUACCUUCGUCCGUCUUCUCAGAUGCUGUCGAGCAUGCUGUCAGCACCCCGACCCUUCCCGCCGAGCGACACGCCAUCGAGUACAUGAAAGAGCUUGCAAAGAGGAAUCCAGACAUUGUUGUUGUAACGGACGAUCAAGGACACAUGAGCGCGUGGGGGCUGGAGAAUGUCGGCUGCAAGAAGAGGACGAGCGACACGGAACACGGCGAUUUCUUCCACGCGACUCAUGUCGAGAACCUCUUCUUCGACUUUUCCAAGCACGCCCACGUCGACGAAGACAAUGCUCGCAUCAUCAACUUCGCUCUGCCUGGUCAGCCAGGAGACAUUGCACUGUUGGUCCACCACUUCGAUGGCCGACUUCAGUGGUACCAAGGCAGCGUGCAUCAUGUCUUUGAUCCUUCACCACGAAAACACCGUAUGCGCAACCUGGCUUCCUGGACUGGUCACUCGUCGUCGAUCAAGAAACUUAUCCGAACCGCCAACGGAUCCGCCGUCAUCUCGCGCACCGAUACCGACGAAGGCGUUGUCUGGAAGCACCGCGCAAAGUUCCUGGUCAGAAAGAGCAAGGUCAAGCUGCAAGAACACAUACACCGCACUGUCCUGCUAGAGGAUGGUGAUUUUGUCGUCCUCCUGCACCACGAGAGCAUUUCUCUGUGGGAUGCUCGUCUUCCCAAUGCAAACAAGAUCGGCCGCUGUACAUACUCGGUCUCUGGCAAGCCGCUCUGCCUCGUCUUGCUCCCUGCUCCCGAAGAUGCUGGCCAUCUGUCAUACCUCGCCACUGUGACUGCCGACAUGCAUGGUGUCGUUUGGGAGCUCGAUCUUGCCACUCCUUCACCAACCAUAACCGAGUUUUGUGUCUUCCAGCUCGACCGCAUUGACAACAUGUCGUAUUUCUUGCCCGUCGACCCUGCAGGCAGCUCGCCAGUAGUCUCCGGCCUCUUCGACACAUUUGCCCAGGAUGUCGCUGUUUCGUGGACAACUACUGGUAUCCUCCAAACAUGGACCGCCAAGGUCGACCGACAGAACAAGUCUGUGACUUGGUUGAACAUCUCGACUACCGAUACAACUAUCCAGGAUCCUUCGCUCGGCAGUGGUACUUCGAUCCGCAAAGCUGCCUUGGUCGACAAGACUCGCUCUACCCUCACCAUCUGGGACACUAAAAGUGGACGUCUUGACUACGAGGAGACUUUUGAGAACCAGACCAUACAAGACCUCGACUGGGCUUCGACUCCUGACAACCAAUCCAUCCUUGCCGUUGGCUUCCCUCACUCUGUCUUCGUCUAUACUCAGCUCCGAUACGACUACGUUACCGAACGCCCUUCCUGGGGUCGCAUCAAGCAAAUCAAUGUUCGCAAUCUGUCUCCUCAUCCCAUCGGAGACUCUGUCUGGCUGGGCUCUGGCAAUUUGAUCAUCGGCGCUGGCAAUCAGCUCUACCUUGCCGGAAACGAGAUUGACCCGCAGAAAGAUCUUUCGCCAGACUUGCACAGCUCAACUCCGCACAAGUCGUCCACCCGCAUUCAAGAUGUUGUUCGCAGACUCAACGGUCCGCUGCCUGUAUUUCAUCCACAGUUCAUAUCACAAUGUAUUCUUGCUGGCAAGAUGGAUAUUGUGCACCGCAUCCUGCUUAAUCUACAAAAGACGCUCAAGUUCUACACUGAGGGUGACGACCUCGACUCUUUCCAAGGCCUUGACAUAGACGACUUCAUGUCGUCCACUGAAAAAUCUUCGAAUUCCAGUAAACAACUGCACAAGUCGUACAGCACUCUCGACAUGGAAGAAGAGUCGACCGCUGUCACCGAAGAAGUGGCCCAAUCACUUGUCUCCCUGCUCUCCGAGAAAUCUGUUCCCCAGCUGUCAAGCACGGAACAGCUCAGUCUGGCCGACAUAAUCGAAUGCGUCGGUGUGGCAGAGAAGCAUCGCCGCUCAAUCGAUGAAAACGCAGCUCGCUAUCUGCUCUUCUGGAGAGAGACCGUCAUGCGCUCGCGCCAGUCGUCUUCUUCAGCCGCUGUGACUUGGCGCGAGAUGCUCUGGGCGUAUCACAGCAGUAGCCAGGAUAUCCUUGUCGACAUUGUUACUCGCCAAAACAAGGGACAAAUGACAUGGUCGCAUGCUCGAGACACUGGUGUCUUCGUCUGGCUCACCGAUCGAGAAGCACUCCUCCAACAAUUCGAAGCCGUUGCAAGAAGCGCCUACACAAACACUGAACUCCGUGAUCCCGUCAACUGCUCUCUACACUACCUUGCGCUACGCAAGAAGAACGUUCUAACAGGCCUGUGGCGCAUGGCUACCUGGUCAAGGGAACAAGCUGCUACUAUGCGUCUCUUGAAGAACGAUUUCACCGACCCACGAUGGCGCACUGCUGCAAAUAAGAAUGCCUACGCGCUAAUGGGCAAGAGGCGAUUUGAGUACGCUGCUGCUUUCUUCCUUCUUGCCGAUAACCUUGACUCUGCCGUCUCGGUCCUCAGCAAUCAGCUCGGCGAUGUUCAAUUGGCAAUCGCUGUUGCCCGUGUUUAUGGCGGAGAUGACUCACCUUCACUGAAGAAGUUCCUCAAUGAGCGCGUGCUACCUAAUGCAGCCCUUGACGGCAACCGAUGCCAGGCGACCUGGACAUACUGGAUGCUCGGAGAACGAUCGCUGGCUGUGCGUGCGCUCGUCAGCCCUCUGCACUCGUUGCUUGACCCGCCUGGCUCACCACCAGAUUCGCUACAAGCAAAGAGCUUCCGCAAUGACGACCCUGCACUUGUCGUCCUCUACCAACAAUUGCGAGAGAAGAGCUUGCAAACAUUGAGAGGCGCUCUUAUGAUCAGCGGCAACGAAGAGUGGGAGUUCAUUACCAAAACUGCGACGUUGCUUUUGCGCAUGGGUUGCGACAUCCUCGCUCUAGACUUGGUGCGACACUGGGAGUUCUUGCAGCCGCCACCUGUCGCGAAACAGGAAGAAGAAGAGGUUGACGAAUCCGUUGCUGAACUACCACGUCGCAAAUUGUCAAGGACUACCACCGAUGACUUUGACCCAAGGAAACUGCUUCGUCGUCGCAGCAGUCUUGUCGUUGCCGACUUGCCAGAGGAGCCACGGAAGAAAGAAGGCUCAGGGGUCGACGCACAAGAGGUCUCGAAGACUGGCAGGAUAAGCGACGAGAAGGGGGACGAGUACAAAUUGCCGAAGGGCUUGAAACAGCCGCCACCAGAAGCAUUCAAAGAGCCCGAUCCCAAUUCUUUGCUUGAUGCGUUUGGAUUCUGA